AUUCACACUUUCGUCUCCAACUCUGCAUGUUCCAGUUCUUCCUCCUCUCUCUCACAGCCCUUUUCUCAUCCGUUUCCAUGGCUUUCUUUCUUCCAUAAGAAUCGAUUAAUAAAUUCUCGAUUCGUUGUUUCAGCGUCCAGGCGAGACGAACGAAUCAUUUCAGACACCGGAGAUGCUUCCUUUUCAGAGUCAUUACGAAUUCCAGAGCAGUUGGUUGAGUUAUCGCGACGGCGAUCAUUUUAAACGUUCGAUGUCCACUGCCGGAUGCUCGAUCGUCGGAAAUGCUGCAGAUUCGUCCAAGGACGAGAAGAAAUCUACUGAAGCGAGUCGAAGUCAUAAGGAAGCGGAGAGGAGACGGCGACAGAGAAUCAAUUCGCAUUUAUCUACUCUCCGUACGCUUCUUCCUAAUACUACUAAGACGGACAAGGCGUCGCUACUGGCGGAAGUGGUGAGUCAUGUGAAGGAGUUGAGACGGCGAGCGACGGAGGUUGCGCACCGAAGUGCAGACCAGUGCGACGGCGACGGCGGUAAAGUGCCGUGGGCGUUCCCUAGCGAGGAAGAUGAAGCGACGCUCUGUUACUGCGAUAACGAAAACAGGUUAAUGAGAGCGACAGUUUGUUGCGAUGAGCGGUCCGGUCUGAAUCGGGAUUUGAUUCAAGCGAUCCGGUCGGUUCACGCGAGGGUGGUUCGGGCCGAGAUGAUGACGUUGGGCGGGCGGACGAAGAACGUGGUGGUGUUGGAGUGGAGCGAUGGCGGCGACGGUGGCGGGAGAGAGGAGGCGUUCGUGGGCCUGAGACGGGCUUUAAAGGCCGUAGUGGAGAAUCAGGCCCAGAAUCUAUCGGGUCAUAAGCGGGCAAGGGCCUGUUGUCCAAUAGAGGACCCGUUUUACAUGUGCUGACGUGGCCUAGCUAGUUUGUUUUGGAAUUGUCAGUUGGGAAUCUUUUUUGUUUUUGCUUGGUGUAAACUGGGAAGGAAUCAGGUCCAACACGAGAGAGAAAAGUGACCGACAUGUCGGCUGUCGCACAACAGACAAAACAACGUAAUAAGUGCAAAAGCUCAGUUGGGGGUUGAAUCAUGUCGAUGGUAUAUCUAAAAAUUCUUAAUUAAUUUCCUCUUUUAGAA
Molecule: messenger RNA, 1122 nt
Organism: Cucurbita pepo subsp. pepo (vegetable marrow)
Lineage: Eukaryota; Viridiplantae; Streptophyta; Magnoliopsida; Cucurbitales; Cucurbitaceae
Product: transcription factor bHLH30
Biological process (GO): regulation of DNA-templated transcription
Molecular function (GO): protein dimerization activity; DNA-binding transcription factor activity
Source: RefSeq, a predicted model, not a curated record